Messenger RNA from Sander lucioperca (pikeperch), 1265 nucleotides. RefSeq names its product troponin I, slow skeletal muscle-like. Bases 16 to 648 code for a protein of 210 amino acids. Gene Ontology annotation, cellular component: troponin complex. The record is from RefSeq and is a predicted model, not a curated record. The transcript is spliced from 9 exons. Lineage: Eukaryota; Metazoa; Chordata; Actinopteri; Perciformes; Percidae. Gene Ontology annotation, biological process: muscle contraction.
ACUCCAUUCGAACUGAUGCAAGGAAAGUCAAUUGCUGCCUCCCUCACACGUUUGGAGGCUCAAGGAGCUGUUCGGCUUCAAGAAGAGCGGGAAUUUGAGACAAUCAUGGCUGAUCAACCUAAAAAAUCAAAGAUCUCCUCCUCUCGAAGGCUGGGGUUGAAGAUUAGACUGUUGACAGUCGCUGCUCAGAUGCUGCAGGAGGAGAAGGAGCAGAAGAUGAAGGAGAGAGAAGCUGCUCUAGCAGAACGAGUUCCUCCUCUAAAUCUGUCUGGUCUGUCUUUGCAAGAGCUUCAGGAUCUUUGCAAAGACUUGCACCACAAGAUUGAUGUCGUAGAUGAGGAGUGGUAUGAUAUCGGCCUCAAGGUGACCAAAAAUGACAAGGAGAUUGAAAACAUGAACCUGAAGAUCAUUGAGAUUCAGAGUAAGUUCAAGAAGCCGACCCUGAAGAGAGUGAAAAUCUCAGCUGAAGCCAUGCUGAGCGUUCUGCUGGGCUCCAAACACUCACAGUCCAUCGACUUCAAGGCCAACCUCAAAACAGUCAAGAAGGAAGAGGAAAAGAAGGAGGAGGUGACUGACUGGCGUAAGAAUGUGGAGGCAAUGUCUGGUAUGGAGGGCAGGAAGAAGCUGUUUGACGCCUCCGGCAACUAAAGAAACGUUUACUUUUGUUUAAGAGAUCUUCCUAUAAUAAAUUCUUAACCUUAAUCCUACCUAUACUAAAUCAAUUUAUGAAUUGCAGGUAGGACAAACACCCUUAAAACUAGGAUAGUCUUGCUUUUUGUAAUCUUAUAGAAAUAAAGGGAAGACAACAUAUAUUGACUAUAUGACUAUAGGCUUCAAGUGCUCUUUAAAUUAUUAUUUUUCAGAACAUUUUAAUUAUACUGAUAUUGAAUCAAUAUACGUCAGUUUUUUGUCAUUAACUGCUUUGUAUUAGUGAUGCAGUGACUGUUUGCAGAAGUUCUCCUCUGCAGCCUUGUGAUGGCAGCAUAACUAUUUCAAACCAUCACAGGAUACUCAGACCUACAGUCUAAUAUGGUGACUGUGGAGAAACAUACUUAUUUGUCCCUCGUAAAUUAACAACUGCUAGUGUGUUAUGUGCUAUAAUUUAUUGCCAUCCAGCUUGUCAGACAUUCAAAAUGUGUUGGCUAUUAUUGCAGUUUUUGCUAAGGUUAUUGCAGUGAAAGCAUGUUAUCUUCAUAUUUGGUUCAUGGACGUGAUCCAAACAUGAAACCACGAGUGUUCUCUCAAUAAAAAAAUCCCAAUCCUGC